Cariama cristata (Red-legged seriema) is the source of this 2638-nucleotide messenger RNA. RefSeq names its product phosphatidylinositol-4,5-bisphosphate 3-kinase, catalytic subunit gamma (gene PIK3CG). Gene Ontology annotation, biological process: cell migration; phosphatidylinositol 3-kinase/protein kinase B signal transduction; phosphatidylinositol-3-phosphate biosynthetic process. The annotation marks the transcript as partial. Lineage: Eukaryota; Metazoa; Chordata; Aves; Cariamiformes; Cariamidae. Gene Ontology annotation, molecular function: 1-phosphatidylinositol-3-kinase activity; 1-phosphatidylinositol-4-phosphate 3-kinase activity. Gene Ontology annotation, cellular component: phosphatidylinositol 3-kinase complex, class IA; plasma membrane; cytoplasm. The record is from RefSeq and is a predicted model, not a curated record. The transcript has 6 exons.
AUGGAGUUGGGGGAUUAUGAACAGCCCGUUGUUAUGAGAGAGGAAAACAAACGAAGGAGAAGAAGAAUGAAACCUCAUUGUAUGUCGAGUAGUUUGUCGUCAAUGGAACUGAUAUCCAUUGAGUUCAUUUUACCUACAAGCAACAAACAUACUAAAGUACCGGAAAAGAUGUUACUCGAAAUAGCUGGCAACUGUACGGUUGAGCAAAUGAAAGCACAGAUUUGGAUGCGGGCAAUAGAGAUGAGUCAAACCGCAGAGUUCUACCACGCAUUCACCCCAGAUCAAUUUAUUCUGCAGUAUCAGAAGAAAGGGCAGUGGUAUGAAAUUUAUGAUAAACAUCAAGUAUUACAGACAUUGGACUGCAUACUGUACUGGAAAGUGUUACAGAAAAAGGUAGGCAAGAUCUAUGUUGUCCAGAAACAAAAACCAUCAGAAGAAGUUCAGGAAUUUCAGCGGCAACUUAACAAUUUAAUUGGUUAUGAUGUCACUGAUGUAAGCAACGUGCAUGAUGAUGAACUAGAAUUUACCCGUCGCAGAUUAGUCACUCCACGAAUGAUAGAGGUGGCCUGUAGAGAUCCUAAAUUGUAUGCAAUGCACCCAUGGACUACGUCUAAGCCACUCCCAGAAUAUUUAUUUAAAAAGAUCACUAAUAAUAACAUUUUCAUAAUCAUACAUAGAGGAACAACUAGCCAAAAAAUUAAAGUUUCAAUAGAUGACACUCCAGAUACGAUUCUCCACAGCUUUUUCACAAAAAUGGCAAAGAAAAAGUCUUUGAUGGACAUUCCUGAAGAUCAUAGUGAACUGGAUUUUGUUCUCAGGAUUUGUGGUAGAGAUGAGUACAUUACUGGAGAGACACCAAUCAAAGAUUUUCACUGGAUAAGACAGUGCCUUAAGAACGGGGAAGAAAUCCACCUUGUCUUAGACAAUCCUCCUGACCCGAAUGAGGAUGAGGUUCAGAAGGAAGAGUGGCCCUUGGUGGAUGACUGUACAGGAGUUACAGGGUAUCAUGAACAAUUGACAAUAGAUGGAAAAGAUCAUGAGAGAGUCUUCACUAUCUCUUUGUGGGAUUGUAAUAGGAAAUUUAGGGUGAAAAUAAUUGGCAUUGAUAUCCCAGUUUUACCAAGAAAUACUGAUCUUACUGUGUUUGUGGAGGCUAACAUUCAACACGGGCAGCAGCUCCUUUCACAGAGGAGGACUUCAUCGAAGCCUUUUACUGAGGAGGUUCUGUGGAAUAUUUGGUUGGAGUUUGAUAUCAAAAUUAAGGAUUUGCCUAAAGGAGCACUCCUGAAUCUUCAGAUAUACUGCGGCAAAGCGCAGGGUCUGUCAGCAAAGACAAACCUUCAGUCACAUGAAUCUCCCAACUCUGAUUCAAAAUGCAAAACUCAGCUUCUCUAUUAUGUAAAUCUUUUGUUGAUAGAUCACCGUUUCUUGCUACGAAGUGGGGAGUAUGUGCUCCACAUGUGGAAAAUUCCAGGCAAGGGAGAAGAACAAGGAAGUAUCAAUGCAGACAAACUCACAUCAGCAACUAACCCGGAUAAAGAAAACUCAAUGGCUAUCUCUAUUGUGCUGGACAAAUAUUGUCACCCAAUUGCCUUGCCCAAGCACAGGAUAACAUCAGAUCCCCCAGGGGAUAGGACACGAGCUGAAAUGCCCAACCAGCUUCGCAAGCAACUUGAAGAGAUCAUAGCAACUGACCCACUUAAUCCACUUUCUCCUGAAGACAAAGAACUAUUGUGGCACUUUAGAUAUGAAAGCAUAAAGCACCCCAAGGCAUAUCCUAAGCUGCUUAGCUCUGUGAAAUGGGGGCAACAAGAAAUAGUGGCCAAAACAUACCAGUUGCUAGCUAAAAAGGAGGUUUGGGAUCAAAGCACUUUAGAUGUUGGACUCACAAUGCAACUUCUGGACUGUAACUUUUCAGAUGAAAAUGUCCGAGCAAUGGCAGUUCAAAAACUGGAAAGUUUAGAAGACGAUGAUGUUCUUCAUUAUCUUUUACAGCUUGUGCAGGCUGUGAAAUUUGAGCCAUAUCAUGACAGCGCAUUAGCCAGAUUUCUGCUAAAACGUGGUUUGAGAAACAAAAGAAUCGGUCACUUCUUGUUUUGGUUCUUAAGAAGCGAGAUUGCCCAGUCCAUGCAUUACCAACAGAGGUUUGCAGUCAUCCUAGAAGCCUAUCUUAGGGGCUGUGGAAAAGCGAUGCUACAUGAUUUCAUGAAGCAAGUUCAAGUAAUUGAAUUGCUGCAUAAAGUCACAAUGGAGAUAAAAUCGGUUUCUGCAGAAAAGUAUGAUGUCACUUCUCAAGUUGUUGCACAGCUGAGACAAAAGCUUGAAAAACUGCAGAGCAGCAAACUUCCAGAAAGUUUUAGAGUUCCGUAUGAUCCUGGGCUAAGAGCAGGAGCCCUAGUGAUAGAAAAAUGUAAAGUAAUGGCAUCUAAGAAGAAGCCCCUCUGGCUUGAGUUUAAGUGUGCAGAUCCAACAGCACUAUCGAAUGAAACCAUAGGCAUAAUCUUCAAACAUGGAGAUGACCUCCGUCAGGACAUGCUUAUUUUACAGAUUCUUCGAAUUAUGGAAUCCAUUUGGGAAGCAGAAUCCUUGGACCUCUGUUUGUUACCUUAUGGUUGCAUUUCUACAGGGAACAAAAUAG